This is a messenger RNA of Blumeria graminis f. sp. triticale, 1641 nucleotides long. NCBI's taxonomy places the organism in Eukaryota, Fungi, Ascomycota, Leotiomycetes, Helotiales, Erysiphaceae. The record is from the annotation of a GenBank genome assembly.
AUGUAUCUUGACCACUUCCGGAAUAUGGACCCUUUUUUUACUCAAGAUUUAAAAAAAUCCCCAUCAAUGAGCCAUAGCCGCCAAAACUCCCUUUCUGUUCCAUCUUGCAGCUCGUCACCUGACUCUGUCAACACCAAAUUAGCGAAACCAAUACGGUUACCCAUUCGACAGCAUGGGCCGCCACUAUUGCCUAAGAUUCGUCCACAAGACCAAGGGCUUUACUUACCGCCCAAACGAUCCAAGUCUGUCACCAAGACUCGGAAUAAUCCUACGUACAACUAUCCAUCCUCACGACGUCACACCUACCCUGGGCCAACCUCUUCAGCGUGUUGUUUCCCAGUCGACAAUAAAGCCUCCAUAAAUAACUGGGGAUUAAACAAGCAAUUUGGUGAGGUAUUUGACAGUUUUCUUGACCAAAAUACCGGUCUUGAUAGCUACAGCUUUGCACAAAGUGACCUUUCGAUUCCUACUCCGAUAUCCACAUAUGUCGCAUCUGUAAACAACCAGAAAGCGGAUAUAUUCACGCCAGUUAUCUACAAUUCAUCUCCCUAUAGAUCUGUUCCUCCUCUUCAGGCUUCUAUGGAGUUUGAAGAGCUACUGUUUCAAGAUACUUUGGACCCAUUUGAUAAUGGCCCAUGUACCACUUUAAGGGACUACUUGACCUCACCAAAUCCCACGCCUGAAUUAGUCAGGCAGAUUAACACUCAGCCUCGAGGCAGUAAAAUCAAUGAUUUCUGGUGGGACAUUCGACAAAUUCUACCUUGGACAGGCUUCAAUCAUCAAGCUUUUACUGCUGCGCCAGGUUUACACAACCUUCUCAAUAUCAAUGUACCAUCUAACAUUCUCCCAUCUCCGCCUCGCAAGUCAAUGCAGCCAGAAACCGAGCUUGAGCUGAUGAAUUUUUAUGAUCAAUACUAUGCCACCAAGCUAAAUGCAGCACUAGAACUAUCACUUGGACCUCGCCACCUCACGAUGCUUCAGUCUAAAAAGAACUCGGCUGAUCCAUGUUUCAUCUCCAACUACACUGAUCAGGUUUCCCAGUCUCUGUAUGGUCAAGGACUUGGCCGCAUUGUAGGCUUAGUUAAAUCAUUUAAUCGAUGGAAUAGUGGUAUGUACGUUGAAGGCAACCAUCGAAAAGUAGAAUAUCUCCGUGGCCUCUCACAUCUCCACCGGCACAUGCGUGAGAAUGGGUGCAGGUACGGUUUUAUAAUGACCGAAAUUGAGCUUGUUGUUGUGCGGAAUAGUAAGGAGAGCGUGCCAUUUUUUGGUUACCUUGAAAUCCAGACCAUUCCACUCGCUGCCAACAGUAGCCAGAAUUCGGCUUCUCACCAAGAUGAUACUAUCUUCGGCACAAAUGACUCUCAGACGCAACCAAAAAUUACAGCCUUACAGGCACUGUGGUAUCUGCAUAUGCUAGCAAGAGAUAGCCUCAUACCCGGUCAGGUCGGUUGGAAAAGUGAGGUUGGCGUACUGGCAGAAGGAACCAGGAAGAAGUGCCUACCCAGAGAUUUAUGGAUGCCUGAGCCAAAUAUAGCUGAAAAGCGAGAUUCCAAGCGGGCUCGAGGCUGGAUCUGGCCAAAGGAAGUAGUGAGUAGAAGAGAGAUUGGAAAGCGUGGGGUGAGGUACGGAUCAGGAAGAUAA